AAAAAUUAAUUUUAAAAGAAAAAUAUUAAAUAAGCUCAUUUUAGUGGAAUUUUUGCCUAAAAGUUUAUCCCUCUUAGAAAAACUGCGUCGUUAUUUCAUUUUCUGAUGUUUUAUUGUUUUUCUCCGCCAAACGGAAACUGGUACUUCGUUGCCUGUCGUCACUUUUCGUCAGAAGAAAGAGACAGAUUUUGAAAUCACCAAUGUCCACAGCUUCCGACAACAUUUCACAGUAGCCGAAGUACUUAGCAGGCAAAAAUAAUGUGCUUUGAAGCUUUCCUCGCAGGAUAAACGCACAAAAAAGCUAGGUAAGUUAAUAUUCUUUAUAACUUUUGCUUUUUUAAAUAUAAAAAGAUGUUUUGAUGCCUUUAGGGUGCGUUAGAAUAUAGCCAAUAUAAAAUUAUCUACCGGCUUAUCGCUCGACUUACUUGCCAGCAUGGCGCUUUAUUUCCAUGCAACCAAAAUUUAUUAUCAAAUAAUUUUUUUUGCGGUCGUGUUGUUAAAUAUUUAUAUAAAGUUUUGUAACUUUAUGUGUUAACCUUGUUAAACAAAGCUGUAGUUUUAAAGGAAAUACAGUAUUCGCCAAUGAAUAGCCGACAGACAUAAGCUAUUUUAGUUUAUGAUGAUUCAUAUUUGUAUAUUUUGUGUUUGCCUCCCCAGCGAAUGUGGUUUGAAUUAUGUUAUAUAUAGAGUCCCUCUUUAACAAUCAACAAACUAAUGACAUAUAUGGCCUUUAUUUAGUCAAAUUAUUAUUAUAUUACUAUAUAGAUAUUAUACUAUCUAGACAACAAUAUUUCAAGCAAACCGAUUUAUCGGGUUUUUGUUGUGCAAACAAAGAGUUUCGCUUACCGCCUGUAGUUAGUGUUUUGUCAAAAACAAAGACAUCAGGGUAGUGUAACUUCGUCCAAAAUAAGGCUUUAAAAUAUCCGAAACAUCAUCACUAUUUUAAGAAAUAGAAUAUAAAGUUAUUCAAAAUACUUUUCAUUCCAAAAUUAUUAGGGUAUAUAUUCUAAUUUGUAGGUUUUGAAAGCAAAACCGCCGUGUGUCUUUAAUAUACACAUAUAAUAACUUCCUAUAUUGGACCUUUCACAGAAAAUAUUGCCCACCCUGACAAUAUUUAGUUUAUAUUCAUCAUUUUAUACUAGAGUGUGUUGUUUGCAAAUGUAACUCGAUACCCUAACCGCAAUACUAAUGAACAAUUAGAAAUAUUUACAUGAUUAUUGAAUUCCAGAAACAGAUAAUUAAGUGCAUGGCGUGUGUUCUUUGAUGGUGCAUAACUAAUUAAGUUUUAAAUGAAUACUUGAAUUUAUGACAUUAAAAUAUUCCGAACAAACUUGGAAUGUUUCAAUGUUUUGAGAAACACAAGUGGCUAACAGCUCUUGUAUUUUUUUUGCAAAGCUUUAACACUAUGAAGAUUUAUGUUUUGUAAUCUAGCAUAAAUCCUGUAAUAAGCCCCCGCUCUGUCACAAGAGCUUGAUUAUAUCAGAUACCUUCUAAGGCAUUUUGUGUUGGAAGGGGCCUUCAUAAAGAAGAAGGCUUAUCAAUUUUAGGGUCAUUUUGCCACAGAAAUAUUGAUGAGCUUGUUGAUCACAAUACAGUUCAAUGAAAAUGAAUACAGUCAAUCUGUUCACAUGUAUGUAUUUUAAAAGGAAAAUUACUUAACAGGGAUGGGCAAUGCAUUUCUUCCUGUAUAAAAAAGGAAAGAGCUUAUUUUAGAGAAGUGCUAAGUAUAUGAUUGGUUUAUAAGAAAUAAAGGUAUCAAUAAAGAGCCGUGUUGCUAGGGUAUAUUUUGUAAGAUUUUUUUUCAAAUUAUAUAGGCUCUUUUUCUCUUAAGAAAUUGUUUGGAGUUGUUUUAUACACACAUAAAAACUACAUCUUAUCAUGUGUUUGUAACGACAGAUGUUUUUAAUGAGAAGCAGUGAUAACAUAAUGACAGAUUGACUCCUCUGGCUGGUUUGGUGUGAUUCUGUGAAAAUUUUUACAUGGGAAAUGUAGUGUUGUUAAAACUGAGAUGUGCCAUAUAAUUAACAGAAUUUUGUAGUCUUUGUUUAAUCCAGGUCUUGGUAGAUCAAAUUCAAGUACUAGAAACAUGACACAUUCAAAAUAUUGAUGGGUGAUUCACUAUUUCUUGUAGGUAGUUUUAACCAACUGUAUAAGCUUUAAACAGUGCAAUAAUGACGGCAAAAGAUACAAGACUACCGCGACUUAUCCAGGCUGCGGACCGUGGCUUUCUGCUUGCCACGGUGAUCAGACUUCAUGGCUACAAGGUCGUACAGCAGUCAAUGCUUGAGAAAACUGUCAAUCCUGAACUGAAGACUAUGUUGUCGAUUGGUGACGAAAUAUAUCAUGUCUGUUCGCCUGUCUUUAAAAUCGAAGACGAGGCUCAUGUUUGGAAACUGAAGUUUGAAGAAUACAGCGAAUCAAAAGAAUCGUCAGAACCUGAAGCAGACUCGGUCUUUCUUGGGGAUAUCAGGUUUAAGACUCGGAAAGUUGACGUCACCGGGGAUCCUAGUGGAUCGCAGUUGAGACAAUUGUGUCAGAAGGGGAUCAUGGAGGACAUUCAGAAUGUGAUAAAAAACUCGGACUUUAAUAAUGUCUUGUUGAAUCUUUGUGAUGUUCCCUACCCAAGACCUGAAGAUCUCUGCGAUAAAGCUUUCUCAAAUUCCCUACUCAAACUUCAGAGCAUAAACAAACUGUUGGUUGUUCACCCAAAGGUCGAUGCUGAGGACUGCGGAAUUAAAUCAGGACUUGAGGGAACCUGGAAUCGUUACUUGGCAACCGACUUGGUUUGCCUUCAUUGGAAAAAAGAGGAAUGUCAGUUUACAAUAUUUGAAAAGAAAUUUCUAAAACAUGUUGUCAAGAACGGUUUCCGUGAUAGUGUGGUAAAGGACGUAGCAUCUCUGCCAGAAUGUGAACAAGAAUCCUCAGCCGAAGCAGCGAAGCCAGAGUGCGAAAUCGCAAAUGAAAAGGAGGAAGGAGGGAAGACAAAGGAAGCAGAAAAAUUGGGACCAGAAGAAAAGAAAACUGUCAAACGAGUUGUGAAGAAAGAUGACAAAUCAUCGUUAAAAAAAGAAGAUAAAACGUUGAAAAAGGACACACUUAAGAAGGAACUAAAAACGAGUAAGAGUGAUUCGGUGCUAAGAAGGGAGCCGAGAUUGCCAAAAACCGAGACAACAGCAGCCAAGAGGAAUUCCAAAGUAUUCAAAACCGAUUCAAGGUCGUUGAAAAGUGAUGUGAGCCCUAGUCCUAGAUCAACACUCAAGAGGGAUCAAAAAUUAACCAGCCCGAAGACCGCCGGCGAUGACCGACGGUUGUCGAUGAAAUCCGAAGCUAAAACGACUAAGAACGGACAGAAAGUAACAAAAAAGGCGCCCGUUCCAUUGCCACAAAUGACACAGAUCUCCGAUGUAAAAGAAGUAGAAAACGAUGAAAAUAAAUUUGAAAAGUACAAGGUGAAAAUGCGUGAGACUUAUACAAACUUAGCGAAUGCGUAUAAAACGUACAAAAGCCAGGACAGUCCACUGUUGGCCGAGAUUUUUACCCACCCUGUAUUCCGAGGCGUUUGUCUUACUAUGGUUCUGUUCGCGUUUUACUUCCUAUCAACUGAGAUUUUAGUCACCCUACUUCUCCUGGCUGCCAGUAUAUGGUACAAGUACGGCUCCAAGGAACCGGAAUUUCAGAAAUACACGCGUUCCACCGACCCGCGUGUGCUCGCGUUCCGUGGCAUGUACGAAAGAGAAAUCGAGAAACUACACUACGCGAAGGAUCUGGAUCGAAUGCGUGAUGUUCACGUGCAGCUGAAGGAAAGCGUAUUGAAUGCGUAUGCCGUGACACGUGUGGCACAAGGGGACACGAUUGGUAUUAAGGAACACGAGGUGUUAGAGAGAGAACUUGAGUUGACAUUCAAGGAAUUUGUCACAGCAAAUGAUGUGAAAUCACUGCUCCACGAGGCUCAUCAUACUAGCUUUAUUUUAGCUUUUACAAUCUUCCUUUACCUCGCAUCACGUCUGGUGUACCUUGCCUUGGGCAAAAUAUGGCGUCCCGUCCGUACUGGAGCGAUAAUCGUGGCGGGAAUUCUGCUCUGCUUUGCUCUUUGUAUCAUCUCGAAUUUUCUACUCACAUCUUUCAUCUCGCGGCGGUUGGUAGGCUCUGCCGAAAUGUUAUCGGUCAUUUUCGGUCUCUGGUUUGUCACCGACGUCACUGGAUUCCUGAUCGAGAUCCGAGCAUGCAUCGAUCACGUGACUGGUGUAAUUUGGCGGGAAUGUGAGCUGGAGAGAUGUAUUAUGAAAACACCGAGUUAUUUGGUAGUGAAACUCGCAUUGGACUGCGCUGUUCUUCUCUCCUUGUUCCCUCUCGCCUAUUUCGCCUCCUGCAUUUUGUCCUGUUUCUCCGUAUCGAGUUACACAAUAGUAUCAUUCUCGCGAUUUUUCCCCCCUAUCGGGAUUCUGUUACGGGUAUGUACGCGUCUCGCGUUCCUCGGUGAAAUACUACGCGUGGCCAAUUUGAUAAUGUUUGCCAGCCUGGCGUCGAAGUUUUACGGUCUGCAUAACAAGAAGGAAGAUCCCCUGGAUUCGUUCUUAUAUCGACGAGUUGGUUACGAUAUGGGCUGCCUGACCGAAUAUAUAUGGAAAGGAAUUGUUAAAUAUAUUAAUGAUUUGAAUUAAUCUUGAUCGAAAAAUGUGGAAAGGAGAGCAAUUUUAAUUAAGCCUGGUUUCGAAAUGGUCGUAAAAAUAGAUUCACGAUCUUUCUCAACGCCCAGUUUAUAAUAGUUUAUACCUGUAAACCAAAGUAUUCUCCAAUUAUAAUCACUCUCACGUAUUUUCAGUUCUAAGAUGUUGUAUUUCGGCUGAUGAGAAAGAUCGUGACUUAAUCUUUACGACCGUUACCACCAUAUGGAAACCAGGUUUUAGAUUAAAUUUUCCAGGCCCAUUAAUAAUACUACGCACGUAAAAAUGUCACAACUUGUCAACAAGAUGUGUUCGCAACAGGCUUGUAGCAAGCUUGUCAACAAGUUGUAACAAUGCUGUUAUUUUAUCAAAUUGCUACAAGGUUGUCACUCACAACUUGUUGACAAAUUGAUGAAUUGCAGGACGAUAACAAGUUGUUGGAACAACUUGUAACAAGUCUGUUGAGCUCAACAACCUUGUAGAAAAUUGCCAAUAAGCCUUUGACAAUUUGUCAACAAGCUGGGAACAAGCAGUGCGAACACAUCCUGUUGACAAGUUGUUGGAACAGCAUUGCUACAAGUCUGCUGCAGGUUUGUUUUUACAACUUGUGCGUUUUUACGUGUGUAUAUAAUAAUUUAAUCAGAACUAAAGAUAAUAUUGACCGUUUAGUAAUAAUGAAAAAUGAGCAUGUCUUGAAUUAGGGGCGGACCAUUGGAAACAUGAAGAGUUCGGCCGUUCCAAUUUUGUUGCGGAAUUUUAAAGGUAUUUUUUCUUUGCAUUCCUCUUUUCCCGAAUUUUUUCCCUUUUGUUCACGUUUGACAACCGCCCCCUCAUCACUUUUCUCAUGGUCCGUCCCUUUGCAUUUUUUCCGUUUGAAAUUCAAACCUUGGAAUAUAGAAAAAAAUAACUUACUAAUUUCACUAACUAAUUUUAAGUCCGCAAACCACACGAGUUCUUCGUGUGCACCGUAGCUUAGGUUAAGCAAUCCUAGAAUUAUUCUUACAUGUUCUCAGAAUUAUCGUACGUGCUGAAAAUUACAGACAAUGAGAAGAAAUUACCAACAAUUUAGGGGACUGUCCGUGUAACAAUAGUUAUUAAACUGAACUGUUUGAAAAUUUACGAUUGUAAAAUAAUAAGAAACGGGUUUUUUCCAGAUGUAAAGCUAUGUUGCCUCUUGUGAAUUUUGGAUUUACUGGUCAGGGAUUACGCAAAAG
Paramuricea clavata is the source of this 5878-nucleotide messenger RNA. The record is from the annotation of a GenBank genome assembly. Lineage: Eukaryota; Metazoa; Cnidaria; Anthozoa; Malacalcyonacea; Plexauridae.